This is a messenger RNA of Chrysoperla carnea, 1389 nucleotides long. Its product is annotated as lachesin-like. Bases 1 to 1389 code for a protein of 462 amino acids. The transcript is spliced from 9 exons. Gene Ontology annotation, cellular component: neuron projection. The record is from RefSeq and is a predicted model, not a curated record. Lineage: Eukaryota; Metazoa; Arthropoda; Insecta; Neuroptera; Chrysopidae.
AUGAUCCUGUACGAAACUGAUUGUCCUUAUCCGGAACGUCUUCUUUGGUGUAUUGCUGUCCUUGUUACACUUGUAGCAGGUCAAUUAGCACCAUUGGAAGAAUUAGAACCGGAAUUUUUAGCACCACUUGAAAAUCAUACAGUGACCCAAGGACGUGAUGUUUAUUUCACGUGUGUUGUAAACCACUUAUCAUCAUAUAAGGUGGCGUGGAUCAAAUCUGAUUCAAAAGCAAUUUUAGCAAUACACACGCAUAUGGUUGCACACAAUCCACGAUUAUCGGUGACACAUAAUGGCCAUAAUACGUGGAAAUUACAUGUAUCAAAUGUACAAAAGAAUGAUUCAGGUACAUAUAUGUGCCAGAUUAAUACAGACCCAAUGCGAAGUCAGAUGGGUAAUUUAGAAGUAGUUAUACCGCCUGAUAUAAUUGAUGAAGAUGAUAUGGUAUCAUCAAUUGAUGGGAAUACCGCCACAGAAGGUGGAUCAGUACGUUUACGAUGUCAUGCUACUGGUGUUCCAGAGCCUACGGUAUUAUGGAGACGUGAAGAUAAUCGUAAUAUUGUUUUUCGACAUGAAGGUGGUCGAGAAAAACAAGCAUUGUGGUCGUAUGAUGGUGAUACACUACACUUAACAAAUAUCCAGCGUGCAGAUAUGGGUGCCUAUCUAUGUAUCGCUUCAAAUGGUAUACCACCAUCAGUUAGUAAACGUUUUACAGUUCAAGUACAUUUUCAUCCACUUAUAAAAGUGUCGAACCAGUUGGUAGCUGCACCGAUGGAGAGCGAUGUCCUUAUACAAUGUUAUGUAGAAACAUCGCCUAGAGCACUCAACAGCUGGUACAAAGAUACUGGUGAGAAGUUAAUGGAAGGAAGUAAAUACGUGAUGCAAGAAUUUAUGCUGAACGAUUAUUCACUGUUGAUGAAUUUAACAAUUAGAUCAUUGGAGCAAAGAGAUUUUGGUGGAUAUAUAUGUUCAUCAGAAAAUGCACUGGGUAAAGCAGAAGGUGUUGUACGUUUACAAGAAUUACAUCUUCCAUCAAAAACCACAACAACUCAACCUCCGCCUCGAUUCAUUGAUGUCUUCCCAAAAUCCCGAAUAAAACCAUCAGCAAAUGUCAACAGUAGUAAUUCAAACAAAACACGUAAAAAACAACGUCAACCCGGUCAAAAAGGUCGUCAUGGGAACAAUGAUUAUGAGGAUGACCUACCAGCGAUCAUCACCACACAAUCCGUAUGGCCAAUUGAUGAUGUACGUACAAUCAAAUAUGAUAAUACAAAUCCACAAACAAAUCCCCCAUGGGUGACAUUAGUUGAGGGUAGUGCUGAACCAAUAAACCAAUUUAUUAUAAUCCAGAGUCUUCCAUUAUUAGUUGCAUUAAAUCAAUUCACCAAAUAA